Messenger RNA from Durio zibethinus, 865 nucleotides. RefSeq names its product 18.1 kDa class I heat shock protein-like. NCBI's taxonomy places the organism in Eukaryota, Viridiplantae, Streptophyta, Magnoliopsida, Malvales, Malvaceae. The record is from RefSeq and is a predicted model, not a curated record.
UGAACUCUAGGUUAUCCCAGAAACUUCCCUUAAUAAGUGAAUUUUUUACCAAACAAAAUCUCUCCUACAUUCUACAAUUUUAUCUCUCUAUCCAUCUCCGGAAGUUUCAAGAACUCCCUGUCCUGUUCUAUACAAAGCCUGCUAUAUAUAUAUAAUCUAUAGCAUUAACGAGAACAGCAGCCAACGACUUCAGCACAAUACAACAUACGACAAUGUCUCUGCUUGAAUCUCUGUUCCACCAAACCAGCAAUUUUUAUCCCUUUGGGGGUUUCUUCAUCGACACCCCGAUGGACUGGAAGGAAACUCCUGAAGCCCACGUUUUUGAAAUCGAUCUUCCAGGCCUUACAAAGGAGGAUGUGAAGCUCCAAAUUCAUCAAGAAAGAGUUGUUCAAAUCUGUGCGGAAAGAAAAGAAGAUCCUGACGUUGAUUAUGAGAAAUGGCAUUGCAGGGAAAGGAGCGGAAGCAACUUCUCUAGGCAAUUCCUUUUGCCCCAAAAUGCUAAGGUUGAUGAGAUCAAGGCAUCAAUGCGUGACGGUGUGUUGGCUGUGACAGUACCUAAAAAUGAUAAGAAGAAGAAGAAGAAGAAGAAGAAGAAGAAGAAGAAUAAGAAAGGUGUUGAUAUUGAGAUGUCAAGAGAGGAAACUCAACCUUCUAAAGGACUUGGCCGUUUCAUCUGCUGCAAAGCUUGAAUAAUUGAAGGAAAUGGUUCCAUUCCGUUCUUCUCUUGUAAAUUAUGUGAUUGCCGUUACGCUACAUUACAUGACUUUUUCUUUUCUUUUUUUCUUUUUUGUUUGUGAGUGCAAAAAUACUAUCAUUUAAUAAAGAGCGUUUGUUUAAAAUAUUUAUUUUUAAUAAAGAGUGUAAA